Molecule: messenger RNA, 1316 nt
Organism: Daphnia magna
Lineage: Eukaryota; Metazoa; Arthropoda; Branchiopoda; Diplostraca; Daphniidae
Product: mannan endo-1,4-beta-mannosidase
Exons: 7
Coding region: 65-1210 (381 amino acids)
Source: RefSeq, a predicted model, not a curated record
CCAAUUGUUUUUGACGUGCUCUAGGUUCAGUGGCGAAAUUUAAAAAAGGCUAGGAACCGGCACGAUGUUCAAACUUGCUACGUUAUUGCUCUGCUGUUGGGUAUCGCUGAGCGCCGGCCGUCUGACGGUCAGUGGCCGCGAUUUUUACUACAACGGCCAAAAGGUUUUCUUGUCAGGUGUCAACAUCGCAUGGAACUCUUACGGUUAUGAUUUCGGUAAUGGUCAGUAUGCCGCAAAUUCUAAAUCCACCCUCGAGUCAUGGCUCACUAGGAUCGACGCCAAUGGAGGCAAUUCCGUCCGAAUGUGGUUGCAUGUUGAUGGUGCUAACACACCCGCGUUCGACAGCAACGGUUACGUGACCGGUCCAGACAAUACGGGAACAAUGAUCAGCGAUAUGCGAUCCUUCUUGGAUUUCGCGCAGAGCAAGAAUCUUAUGGUCAUUUUCGUGUUAUGGAACGGAGCUGAAAGACCGCAAGAAAAGGCUUUGAAUUUGCUUUACGAUUAUUCUAAAUUGCAGACCUACAUCGACAACGCGUUAAAGCCCAUGGUAACUGCCUUGGGUAACCAUCCUGCACUGGCAGCUUGGGAGAUCAUGAACGAACCUGAAGGAUUGGUAUUGAAUAACCAGUACAACAGCGAUGCGUGUUUUGAUACAACUCCGUUGAAAGACACCGGUGCUGGUUUCGCCUUCACAAAUGUCCCCAUGCAAAACAUUUUGACGUUCGUCAACUGGCAAGCGGAUGCGAUUAAACAGGUGAACAGCGCUUGCUUGGUGACUGUUGGCUCUUGGUCGGAACAUGCCCAGACGGACAGCAAGGCCCAGUCAAGAAACUAUUACAAGGAUUCGUGUUUGAAAGCCGCUGGCAACAGAAACUCGGGAAAAUUGGAUUUCUAUCAGAUGCACACCUAUUCGAAUGAAGACGGCCAAGGAAAUCAAUACUGGAAUCCCGAUGCUCCAUUCAAGGUGACGGGCUCUUCGUACGGCCUCGACAAGCCUCUGGUGGUCGGUGAAUUCGCUUCGGUUUGCUCUGAGGGAGACGACAUCGGGAACAUGUUUCAAUACGUCUACGACAAUGGCUACCAGGGCGCCUGGUCUUGGCAUUAUUUGGAACAAGGCAAAUGCACCGACUCGCAAGAGGCCCAGAAUUUCGGCAUGACCAGAAUUAAGGAUCAAAAUGGAAACGCUGGUGCCGUCACUUUCCCUCUGUAGACAGCCCUGGAAACAUCUGUUGAUUCUGUAAACGAAUUAGAUUUGUUUAAAACAAUUGAAUUCGAAAAACUAUAGAAUGAAAAAUAUACACAGAAAGAUCCUUGAA